CUCUUGAACCAUCUUCCAUCUCACCGUCAUGCCCACGGAUCUGCAGUUCAGGGGUUAUGCCCUCGUCGACCCGAGCAAAUGGACAGACCUCCAAGUCCGCGAAUUCAAGCCCAAAAACUUUCAGCCUGACGACGUCGAGAUCGCCGUCACCCAUUGCGGUGUGUGCGGUUCCGAUGUGCAUACCCUCACUCGGGGUUGGGGCGAGUCCAAGCUCCCUCUCGUCGUGGGCCACGAGAUUGUCGGCACCGUCACCCGCGUAGGCGAAAAUGUCAAGGACUUCAAGCUCGGUGACAGGGCCGGGGUGGGUGCCCAACGUGGCAGCUGCAUGUCAUGCCGAGCCUGCAAGGACGGCUACGAGAACUACUGUCCUAACGGUAUCGAGACAUACAAUUCAGAAUAUCCCGAUGGCGUUGUCGCCCAGGGAGGUUAUUCGACUGGCAUCCGCGCCCACCAGCAGUUCGUCUUCCCGAUCCCAGACGAGAUCGAGUCCCGUGACGUCGCAUCCAUGUUGUGCGCGGGGCUCACUGUCUACUCGCCCCUCAAGACCCACGGGUGCGGCCCCGGGAAGAAGGUUGGCAUCAUGGGCAUUGGCGGACUUGGACACUACGCCAUCCUUUGGGCGAAGGCUAUGGGCGCCGAGGUUUAUGCGCUCACGCACGACCAGGGCAAGAUUGACGACAUCAAGCAGAUGGGUGCUGACCACGUCAUCAACACUGAGAAGAAGGACUUCUGGAAGGAAUAUCCACAAACGCUAGACAUUCUCCUCUCCACCAGAGACGUUCACGGUGAGAAGAUGCCACUCGGUGAUUGGCUCUCUAUGCUGUACGUCCACGGUCGCUUCAUUACCGUGGGUUUGCCCGACAUGGACGACCCGCUUCCUGGGAUCCAUGCGAUGAGAUUCGCCGCGAACGGCUGCAUGCUAGGAGGGAGCAAGAUUGGCAGUAAGCAGGAUUGCUUGGAAAUGCUAGAGCUUGCGCGGUCGAAGAAGAUCAAGCCGUGGGUCGAGGAGAUGCCCAUGAAGAAAGCUGGAACGGCGCUGCAGAAUGUGAAGGACAACAAGGUCAGGUACCGCUAUGUGCUUACGCAGGACCUCGUUUGAACAGCGUAUGUUACGAGAUUGAGUUGUU
Molecule: messenger RNA, 1127 nt
Organism: Dichomitus squalens LYAD-421 SS1
Lineage: Eukaryota; Fungi; Basidiomycota; Agaricomycetes; Polyporales; Polyporaceae
Product: GroES-like protein
Exons: 5
Coding region: 29-1099 (356 amino acids)
Biological process (GO): alcohol metabolic process
Molecular function (GO): zinc ion binding; alcohol dehydrogenase (NADP+) activity
Source: RefSeq, a predicted model, not a curated record